GCCACCGAGCCUCUCCUCAGGGCUGGAGUGACAGCAAACUCAAAUCGUGGCAGCGGCAGCUCGUAGAGGCACUUCCGGUGGCAACAGAAACUGCCACUGAUUUGUAAAGGCAGUUCCCGCGAUUUGAGGCAGCUGUUUGUGGCUGCCUCCAAACAGUGUGGCAUCAAAGGCAGAUGCCUCCAAACAGUGAGGCAACAACGGCAGGUGCCUUUAAACAGUGUGUCGCCUUGGAAACGCUUUGUUUCUCGGACAGGUAACUGCAGCAAACAAAUCCAGCUCAGCAGCUUCCUCACACUGUAGGUGAGUGAAUGUUUCUCAGGUGUGACCAUGUACGGAGCUCCAGUGGAUUUAUCUCACAAACGGAUCUGCUGUCUGGGAGAUACCUGGAUAGAAGAACCCAGAAGUGGUCUGCGACCUUUAAAGAUAAAUUCAGAGAAGAAGUACAAAAGCCGCUCCCUGCGUCUUAAUAAUAACAACAUCUCUGACCUCUGUGACCUCCAGAUGUCUGUUAGCCACUUCCUGGCUGAGCCAUUACAGCUGGCCUGGCUGGACCUUUCGUUCAACAGAAUCACACACAUAGACCAUGUUUUGUGUGAGCUGCGUGAGCUGCGUGUGCUGUAUCUUCACGGUAACAGCCUUUUUAUCCUGUCGGAGGUCGACAGACUGGGAGCGCUGCCGCAUCUGCUCACCAUCACUCUACAUGGAAAUACCAUAGAAGACAACCCAGUUUACAGGAGUCGGGUGAUUGCUGCUCUGCCUCAGUUAAAGACAAUGGACUUCAGUGCCGUGACGCGGCACGACCGAGUUAUGGCAAAUAUCUGGCAUCAUGGCUUCAGCCGCAGACAUAGCAAGCACCCUCCGGAGUGACUGCUGGCUCAGCUCCCCUGCCGUAACCUGUGCUCCACAUCCACUCUUGAAAAACCUUAAAAUAUUGAAUAUAUUGUGUACAUGUGACUUCGUUUUUUUCUGUUAAAAUGAACAGUUGAUUCAGUAGAUCCUUAAAUGUUGACUCUCACAUGCAUGUAAAUGAUAUUGUUGCAGACAUGGGUGUGGGAAGUAUAAUAUUUGAACAUUAUCUGACUAUAACAAAGAAUACAAUAUAUUACAGUAAGUGACUUCAGUGCUUCACCAACUACUUCCCAGAUAUAGGCAUAUAGAUGUUUAAUAUAUACUGAACCAGAAUGAGAAGCAUAUGGAUGUCAAUGUCUACUGAAUAAGAAUAAGAAGGGUUUAUGUUGAAAGUCUUUAAUGAACUCAAUUAAACCCCCCCAAAAAAAAACAAAUAAACAAAAUUUUAAAACUUUUUGGUACUAGCCUAAGAUAUUACAAACAUAUUUCAGGUAGUAUUACGCAUUUGAGUAACAAACAAAACAGAAAAAAAAAAAAACCCUUGCAACAAAAAAAAAGCUCAAAU
This is a messenger RNA of Hippoglossus stenolepis (Pacific halibut), 1414 nucleotides long. RefSeq names its product leucine rich repeat containing 51 (gene lrrc51). Bases 328 to 867 code for a protein of 179 amino acids. The record is from RefSeq and is a predicted model, not a curated record. Lineage: Eukaryota; Metazoa; Chordata; Actinopteri; Pleuronectiformes; Pleuronectidae. The transcript is spliced from 6 exons. Gene Ontology annotation, molecular function: protein binding.